UAAUUCGCGGGAAAGUAGAAGGGGAGGAAGAUGGCGCUCUGCAGAACCGACCCAAGCCCGGGAGGCGCCUGAUACCGAACCCACCGAGCCCAGAAACCCCUUUGGAGGUGAUGGAGAAGGUUGGCUUGGAAUCAGCUGGGCAAGAUGUCUACUCCAACUGUGGCCACCUACAGCAGCCGGGCAGGGACGCCUUCAGGCAGGGGUGCUCUGAGCUUAUGGUCUCCCAGGCUGAAGGGCAGUACGUGCUGUGUCGCUGGACAGACGGACUCUACUACCUGGGCAAAAUAAAGAGGGUAAGCAGUUCCAAGCAGAGCUGUCUCGUCACAUUUGAGGACAACUCAAAAUACUGGGUUCUUUUUAAAGAUAUUCAGCAUGCGGGGGUCCCUGGGGAACAGCCGAAGUGUAACGUCUGUACAGGCAAAUCGUCCCUACCUCUGAAUGAAAUUCUCAUCUGCGGGAAGUGUGGCUUGGGUUAUCACCAGAAGUGUCACAUCCCCGUCGUGGACAGCGGCGAGAACGGCCCCUUGGAGCCGUGGUUCUGCAGAAGGUGUAUCUUUGUUCUGGCUGUCAGGAAAGGAGGAGCGCUGAAGAAAGGUCCGAUUGCGAAAGCACUGCAGGCAGUCAAAAUGUACCUGACCUACAGCCCAACAGAACUGGACUGGGACUCGCCGCACAGAACCAACCAGCAGCAGUGUUAUUGUUACUGCGGGGGCCCCGGAGAAUGGUACCUUAAGAUGAUACAGUGCUACAGAUGCCGACAGUGGUUCCAUGAAGCCUGUAUGCAGUGCCUUAAUGAGCCCAUGAUGUUUGGAGACAGGUUUUAUGCAUUUCUGUGCUCCGUCUGCAAUCAAGGCUCCGAAUUCCUCAAGCGUCUGCCUUUGAGAUGGGUGGAUAUCGUCCAUCUAGCCUUAUACAACCUGGGCGUGCUCAGCAAAAAGAAAUACUUCGACUUUGAAGAGAUCCUGACAUUUGUGAAUGACAACUGGGAUCACUUGCAGCUUGGAAAGAUUGCCGCCACGCUGGUAGAAGAAAGAGCACAUCACCUUCUGGACGCCUUAAAUAGUUAUAAAAGCAGGUUUCUUUGCGGCAAAGAAAUAAAAAGGAAGAAAUGCAUAUUUCGCCUAAGAAUCCGCGUUCCUCCGAGCCCCCCCGGCAAACUCUUACCAGAAAAGGCGGUUGGGACAGCGGAGAGCCGGUCGGCUGAUCUUAAGAAGAAAGGGAGGAGCAAAUAUUCCCAUAAAAACAGCCUACCUCAUGAAUGUCAGAGGCAGCGGCAGCAAGGAAUUCGGAGGAAACAGUCGAAGUUCCUUCUGGAGGAUGCAAUUCCCAGUAGUGACUUUACGUCGGCCUGGAGCACAAACCAUCACCUGGCCAGCAUAUUUGACUUCACCCUAGAUGAAAUUCAGAGUCUGAAAAGCGCGAGCUCAGGGCAGAACUUCACCUCGGAUCUGGAUUCUAACGACGCAGCAAGCACUUCCGGGUCUGCCAGCACCAGCCUGUCUUGCGAGUCACGAGGGAACGUAGGAAGCCGGAAGAGGAAAUUCGCCUCCAAAAAGUACACGUCCUUCGAAGCCAAGAGAAGGGCCGUGGACCGCACAGGCAGGCUGAACGGCUGCGCAACGGAAGCCGCCGAAUACGUCGGGGCCUCCGACUACCAAGACCACAGCAUCGAGAGUCGCACCUUCGACAGCCUUAGCGAAAACGAUACCUCGCUCUCCCACCUGAAAUCUUCCAUCACCAGCUACUUCGGAGCAGCGGGGAGAAUGGCCUGCGGAGAGAAGUACCAGGUCCUGGCGCGCCGAGUCACCCUGGAAGGCAAGGUCCAAUAUCUGGUGGAGUGGGAAGGCACCACCCCCUACUGACCCAUCCGCCUAUACGCUAUACGCUUGUGUACGUGACCAAAGGAAAAGCGAGUGGAGGCAGGUGUAUUACUUUGAGCGGGACUCUAGAAUAUUCCGUAGUGUAGUGAUAUAGGUAGGUAGGACGGAAAGCCUUGGGGGUAUUAUAAAGACUUGUAUUAGCCGUUAUACGACUACGGCGUUGCGGUAAAAAAAAAAAAGCACUUCUGCAGGGUACAGUGUUCCCUUUAGUGUCCAACUGACGCCGUUAUCUUCAAUUGUGAUUGGCCGGCUCUGUGUAUUGCGUGAAGCAGACUCUGUUCUUGUCAUUUGAGACACUAUGGGGCUCAUUUACUAACCAUCGACUCUAAACUCUAUUUGGAUUUUUUUCCCGAAAAUUCGCAGAGAAAAAGCGGAUUUACUCGGCCAAAAUGGCUAAAAAUCCGAAUUCGCUUCAUGUAGAAGUCAGUGGCAAAGGUCCGUUUUUUCUUUUGUCUCGAAACUUGGGUUUUGUCCGAAAAUCCAGACUUUUCUGAUUUGCCGCAGCAACAAUUCGAUAAAAUCGGGAUUUUCGCGGCGGCAGUUCGUGAAAGUCGAGUUUUAUACGAUUUUUCUAGUAAAUAUCAGACGUUCGGAAAACUAGUUUUAGUCGAAUUUGAACAUUUUUUUAAAAAUGGAGUUUUAUUAACUCCGCCCCUAUAUAAGGGGUUAUAGUUAGGAUCCUCCCUGUUUAAAAAGCCAAUAGCCUUCUGGGCUCUAAAUUACAAAGCCAAAGAUCACACUAUUAUAUAGAGAUAUAUAUUAUAGUAUUAUUUUAAUCCCCUUAUGUUGCAGUAUGUUGUUGGAUGUUGUUUUCCCCCAAAGUGGGAAUACCUUUUGGUCAACCAAUAGGAAACUAUAGUUAAUAUUAGCAAAUUAGAUCUCUUUUUGCGUAGAAAUAUACUGGAAUACUUGCCUUGCCUUAUUAAAGGGGUUGUUCACCUUUUAGUAUGAGGUAGACAGUGAUAUUCGGAGACACUUUGCAAUUGGUCUUUAUU
Messenger RNA from Xenopus tropicalis (tropical clawed frog), 2875 nucleotides. It is a transcript of the gene phf19, whose product is annotated as PHD finger protein 19. Gene Ontology annotation, biological process: negative regulation of gene expression, epigenetic. Gene Ontology annotation, molecular function: histone H3K36me3 reader activity. Gene Ontology annotation, cellular component: nucleus; ESC/E(Z) complex. The record is from RefSeq and is a predicted model, not a curated record. Lineage: Eukaryota; Metazoa; Chordata; Amphibia; Anura; Pipidae. The transcript has 15 exons. Bases 111 to 1862 code for a protein of 583 amino acids.